UGAAAAAAUCUCUAGAUCCACCACGGAUGUUGCUUAUUAUUAGUGGCGUUAUGAUAUUGGUGAUUAGUGAAUGUGACUUUAAGAGCCUCUGUAACUCGAGCCUCGUGCAGUGACAGCUGUUGCACCGAAGAGAAGGGUUACUACUGACUGCUGGAAAGUAACGUGUCUGUCUCUUUGUUACCAACUUUCAAGACCGUCUUUUGGCGACCAUGGCCAUGGCCGACCGGUUCGGCAGGACGUGUGUAUUUGCUUUUGCGCUCGUGGCCACUGUAUUGGUAUUACAAGUCAGUGGAAAUGAGGAGAGGCAGUUGAUUGCAGAUAAGUUUAAGAACUACAAUAAAAAUAUUCGACCAGCAAGAAACAUUGAUGAAAAAGUGAAGGUUCAGGUCAAGUUGACCCUUACCAACCUCAUCUCCUUGAAUGAAAAAGAGGAGACUCUCACUACAAAUGUUUGGAUUGAGAUUCAAUGGCAGGAUUACCGUCUUGCAUGGAAUACAUCUGAAUAUCACGGCAUUGAUACGAUCCGUGUGCCAUACAACACUGUGUGGCUACCAGACAUAGUUUUGGAAAACAACAUCGAUGGCAAGUUUGAUGUGGCAUACUACGCUAAUGUGUUGAUAUCGAGUGACGGCUCCAUGUACUGGCUUCCCCCUGCCAUCUAUCGCAGUACCUGUACCAUUGAGAUCACCUACUUCCCUUUUGACUGGCAGAACUGCACACUAGUCUUCAGGUCUCAGACAUACAGUGCAAAUGAAAUUGUUAUGGUAUUGGCAGAAGAUGCAGAAACAGGGAAGCCUAUUGAGUGGGUGGAGAUCGAUCCUGAGGCCUUCACAGAAAACGGGGAGUGGGCAAUCAAGCACCGUCCCGCCCGUAAGAUGAUUGACUCGCGUUACUCGCCCGAUGACCUAGAGUACCAGGAAGUGUAUUUCAACCUCAUCAUCCAGCGAAAACCACUCUUCUACAUCAUCAACAUCAUCCUGCCCUGCUCUCUCAUCUCCUCUCUGGUUGUUCUGGCCUUUUUUCUACCUGCACAAGCUGGAGGGCAGAAGUUGACUGUGUCCAUUUCUGUACUGUUGGCUCAGACUGUGUUUCUCAUUCUGAUUGCUCAGAAGAUUCCAGAAACGUCACUUUCCGUGCCUCUGAUUGGCAAGUAUUUAAUUUUCGUCAUGAGUAUGACAACACUGAUCGUGACCAACUGCAUCAUUGUCCUCAACUUCUCCCUCCGCAGUCCUAGUACACACAACAUGUCGCACACCAUCAAACAUAUUUUCCUCGUGGUGGUCCCUCGUUUCCUUGGUAUGGCCUCUCUUGUGGAUGAGGAGGAGCCAGUUGGAGGGACGUAUGAAAUGAGGGAGAGGCGCCGCAGUUCGUUUGGGCUGAUGCAGAGGGCAGAGGAAUAUGUUUUGAAACAGCCACGCAGUGAGAUGAUGUUUGAUAAACAGAGAGAAAGACAUGGACUCAUGCGCUCAAUUGUGGAUGAAAUUGAUGUGAGCAGUACGGCUAACCUAUAUAAGAGUCUGGCAAAGACAGCACCAGAAAUAAAAGAGUGUGUGGACGCCUGUAACUUCAUUGCUGAAUCCACUAAGCACCAGAAUGACAUCGGAUCGGAGAUGGAGAGUUGGGUUCUGAUUGGAAAGAUGAUUGACAAGGUUUGUUUCUGGGCAGCCAUAUUGCUAUUCUCUGUUGGAACAGUGGCCAUCUUCCUCAUGGGUCACUUCAACCAGGCACCUGAGUACCCAUUUUCUUGGGAGAACAAAAAGUACUUGCCUGAGUAGAGAAGAAGCUCUGAAGACUCUGUCCAACAGGUAGAUAGAUGGAACGAACAAAGAGGCAAUUUCUUUACUACAUAAAAAAAUAGUUGGCCAAGUUUUAUAUCUGGAGUUGAAGUACGACAAGCUGUACAUGAUUUGAACAGUAUCGUUCGACUUGAUAUGAGAUCUUGUUUUAUAUUUGAUAUUUGGAACUAUGGUUGUCCAUGCAUGCAUUAACAUUUUGUAUUAAAUAUUACUUACUCUAGGGGGAUUUUUACAGGAAUAUACAUUAUGCUUAUAGUUGUGCAAAAAAAGAAAGAAAAGGUUUAGUGAAAUAACAAGGAAUAAAUUAGCUAAAGAUUUCAGCUCAUUUCAUACCAUGUAAUGGUUUUCCAGUUGACUGUGGCUGCAUUUUACAACACCCCAACGCAGGUUAUCGUCUCUGUUUACAGUGUGUUACUGUUCACAGUGUGUUACAUCAAACCCUUUUUUAUAACUGAUUGUACUAUAGUAUUUAGCUUUAGUAUUAUUAAGAUGCAUGUUCAUUUUGUUUGUUCUAUCUUAUGUAUUUCAUUGUCAUUUAAAAUGUUUAAUUUCACGUAUGCAGUUUUACAUAGUUUAUUAUUUACUGUAAGUUUUACACACACACACACACACACACACACACACACACACACAUAUAUUAAUUAAAACGGUCUUAAGAUAUGCACUGGAAAUUUACAAGAAAAAAAGUUUCAAAUCCUUAAGCACUGUGCUGUACUAUUUUCUACAUGCAACAAAGACAGAGAAUAAAAUAACUGACAUAUUCAAAGUAAA
Pimephales promelas (fathead minnow) is the source of this 2567-nucleotide messenger RNA. RefSeq names its product cholinergic receptor, nicotinic, epsilon (gene chrne). The record is from RefSeq and is a predicted model, not a curated record. NCBI's taxonomy places the organism in Eukaryota, Metazoa, Chordata, Actinopteri, Cypriniformes, Leuciscidae. Gene Ontology annotation, biological process: monoatomic ion transmembrane transport. Gene Ontology annotation, cellular component: postsynaptic membrane. Gene Ontology annotation, molecular function: transmembrane signaling receptor activity; acetylcholine-gated monoatomic cation-selective channel activity.